This is a messenger RNA of Vanderwaltozyma polyspora DSM 70294, 2220 nucleotides long. RefSeq names its product DNA polymerase epsilon noncatalytic subunit (gene DPB2). The coding region runs from base 1 to 2220 and encodes 739 amino acids. The transcript has a single exon. The record is from RefSeq and is a predicted model, not a curated record. NCBI's taxonomy places the organism in Eukaryota, Fungi, Ascomycota, Saccharomycetes, Saccharomycetales, Saccharomycetaceae. Gene Ontology annotation, molecular function: DNA binding. Gene Ontology annotation, cellular component: epsilon DNA polymerase complex. Gene Ontology annotation, biological process: error-prone translesion synthesis; DNA-templated DNA replication.
AUGCUUGGGUCAGGUAAUGUGUUGCCGGUAAAGAUACAACCUCCUUUGUUGAGACCGUUGGCUUAUCGAAUUCUAUCCAAGAAGUAUGGUUUAAAUAUAAAAUCUGAUGGGUUAGUUGCUCUGGCAGAGUUUAUUGGUGGUGCUUUUGGGAUUGAGUGGAAGAAGAGUGGAGAUACGAUAUUGUUUUUGGAGAGGUUUGCUACUAUUUGGAAACAGCAGGAGCGUGGGAUCUUUAUUGAUGCUAAUGGUGUGAAUGAGGUUAUAUCCGAGUUGAAAGAAAGAGAAAAAACUACUAUCAAGAAGAAGAGUGUCGAAGAGAGAAAGAGUGGUAAUGGGGGAGUCAAGACGUUGGAUAGCUUUUUGUUGCAGAAAGCUUCUACUCCUCUCGAUGAGGCUGAGGAUUCUGAAGUAGCAAUGGAACCGAAAGAUAAAAAUACUAUGGAUCUAGAGGAUGAUGAAUCAAGGGCUUCUUCAACAUCCCCGGUGGUUCUCGAGACAGAUGAAGUCACUGAAGAUGAAAUGGAGGUUGAAAAUGUACAAGAAGAAGAAGAGAACGAGGAUGAGGAUGGGGACGUUGAAUUGGAUUGGAGAAAUUAUUUCAAAGUGAUCAACGCUUCAGAACAACAGAGGUUUUCUUACGAUCCAUACAAAUUACAAUUUGUAUUUCAACCUAGUUUUAGAAAGGCCAAUCUGGCUCAAAAUAGUUAUAAUAAUAACAACAAUAGUACCCGUCUACAGAGUUUGAAUCAAUUGAGGUUGCCAGAUGUUGAUUCUAAGAUUUCAAUCUUCCCGACCAGAUAUAAUCUGAUUAGAGAUAGGAUUAUGAGAAACGAAGCCUUCCAAAAUGAUACAAAUUUUAACCCAUUAUCUUCAAUGAUUUCGAUGAAAAAUGCCAUGAAUUCAAAUGAAAAUAGCAUCGCUUCUGGUAUGUCAUUGACUUUAAUUAAAAAUCUAUUGGGAAGAAACGGGAAAAACUUCCUUUUACUGGGGUUGAUUAAGAAAAAUUCAAAAGGUAAAUGGGCUUUAGAAGAUACAUCUGGUGUAGUAGAAAUAGAUUUAACACAAGCAAUACCAACAAGUGGAGUUUAUUACGUCCCUGGAUGUAUCGUAUUAGUUGAGGGUAUCUAUUUUACCUCUGCUAAUACCUUUCACGUUAGUUCAAUUACUCAUCCACCAGCAGAAAAACGUGAAAUAACUCUAGAAGCAAUUGGUAAUAUUGAUUUAUUAGGAGUACACGGAAUUUCAACUCCAAAUUAUAUAGCAAAAUUGGAUUCAAAUUUAAAGUUAAGAUUACAUUUUUUGGAAAAAGAAUUAAUUGAUCAUAAAUUUUUAAUACUGGGAGGUGAUUUGUUUUUGGAUGAUAUGAAUACCAUAUCAGCUUUACGUAAACUUUUCACAAAAAUUAACGAUGAUCCGCCAACAGUUAUAAUAUUCCAAGGUUCAUUCUCUAGCACACCGGUUCAUGCAUCAACUCAAAAUAAUGGUAUAAGUUCAACCAGUCGAUAUAAAAAUGGAUUUGAUACAUUGGCAACAUUAUUGUCGCAAUUUGAUUACUUAACUGAGUCUUCAACUAUGAUAUUUAUACCCGGUGCCAAUGAUCCUUGGAGUUCGAUGGUUUCUUUAGGGGCUACAAGAAUUUGGCCCCAGAAAUCAAUCCCAAAUUAUUUCACACAAAGAAUUAAUAGAGUCUGUAAAAACGUCAUUUGGGGUUCUAACCCGACUAGAAUUGCAUAUUUAGCACAAGAAAUUGUUAUAACAAGAGACGAUAUAGCUGAAAGAUUCAAAAGGAAUAGCAUUUAUCUCCCUGCUGUGGAGGAAGCCAAAAAAGAAGAACUUUUGAUACAGCAGGAAAAGGAAAGAGAAAGAUUAAUAAAUGAUCCAGACAAUAUUCAACUAGAAACAUUAAGUAUAGAACAAAAUAAACUUCCCGCUAAAGUUAAAGAGUCCAGAAAAAUUGUUAAAACAAUUUUGGAUCAAGGUCAUUUAUCUCCAUUCUUGACAUCUAUAAAACCGGUCAUGUGGGAUUUGGAUCAUGCUUUAACUUUAUAUCCAAUCCCUUCGACUUUAAUAGUUACUGACCUAUCAGCACCACCAUAUGAGGUUACUUACAACGGUUGUAAAGUACUUAACCCAGGCAUAUUUAUAAACAAUAGACGUGCAAGGUACUUAGAAUAUUGUCCUGCUUUAAAGAAAGCAACACAGGAGGAAUUAUAUUUUUAA